Molecule: messenger RNA, 5629 nt
Organism: Pocillopora meandrina
Lineage: Eukaryota; Metazoa; Cnidaria; Anthozoa; Scleractinia; Pocilloporidae
Source: the annotation of a GenBank genome assembly
AUGGAAAAGCUCUUCGAAAAAAUUGGAGAUCAUUUCAACAAUCCAGAAAUGUCUGAUCGCAUUUUAGUCGUGAAGAUUCGAAAAGAUGGUUGGGAAAAGCUCGAAGCAGCACGCCGGGUUCGAAGUAUCACGAAAACGAAUUCUCAAGAGGGAAACGAUGCGAUUUCAGGGACAAAUUUUAAUCAAAAAGAAAGGCUGCAUGUAUCUACAGACAAAGAAUCGAUUGUUAGCACGUCUGAGCCAAAAUGUGACACCGAAUCUGCAGGUCCUGAUGACGACUCUGUAAACUCCGCUUCAGAAUUAAGAACUGUUAGCAGCUUAAGCUGUGAUUCCGGAAUAAGCGACGUUACAUUUUCUGAGACCAAAAAAACGGUUAAGAGUAAGAAAAUAGAAGAAUCCUCAAUCAGGGGCGAGAAAGGACAUAACCCAGUGAAUCAAGAUUCUGGAAAUUGGCAAAAUGCUGCAAAUUCGAAUGGAGACGCCGUCGUCUCUCCGACAUCAUCAGAUGUAGAUGUCACCAUUAGCAAGUUGCUCAUAGCAGACAUUAGCUAUACUCACAAAGCCGGUGCCGUAGGUUUAACCGCUUUAAAUACUGGCGACGAAAGCCCUUCAGCAUCUGCUCCUUUACAAUCGUCCAAAACCGGAACUGCAGAGGCCAGCGUAGAAUAUUUGACAUUUACUGACACUGUCAUCCGGGAACAGCAGCUGUAUGUUCACAGCUUCUGGCUGGCUUUGAAUAGUUCUUACUUUAGAAGCCUUUUUUUUAGCUCAGGGAUGAAGGAGACAAAAGUGAAAAAGGUAUGAUUCCUCUGACCUGACAUAUACAUUUAUUGGCUAAUUUCCUGUUAUUUCAACUGGCCUCAAGAGUGCCCAAUGGCUUGACAUUUUUUGUAUACUUAGUAAAAUUUGAACAUACCUUUUUUCGUAUGUACGUUUUUAAGAAACCUGAAUUGAAUUCAUCGAAAACAAGUAAUUUAAUUAAUUUUCAAUUUAGAAAAUAUUUGCGUGGGUUGAAUUAAUUUUAAACUUUCAUCUAAACAGGUUGAGAUGAACAUCAGCGAAUCCUUGUCAUCGAUGUUCCUUCUGUUGAUAGAAUCACUGUAUAAGCCUGAAGUUGUGAUGCCAGAAAGUGUGGAAAAUCUUCUUGUUCUUAUGAGACUUGCUCAUGUUUAUGAUGCAGAGAGCACACUCAAGGCUUGCCAGAAGUAAGAUUUUAAUUUCUCUGUUGUUGAUUGACAGCCAACUUCUCCUUAAAAAAAAAACUCCCUAUUUAUUCCUUUGACAUCCAACAUUGACUAGCUUCUAAAUUCUCCUCACAAUAUCACCCCUGAAUUAACCAUAAAGGUCCAAGAAUAAAGAAAAUGAUCAACAAUCAAUACCUCAGGAAUUGUAAAGAGAACAGUGUGGAGAAUAUACACACUGAUGUUAGGGUGUAAAGGGUUGACCAAGCAAACUGCUGAUGAGAAUGUGUAAUAUUUUCACAUCAAUGAAGUCCGUGUUGUAACUAUUGAGACAAAACAGAUGAGCUUCAGGCUGUUUUACUUGUUUGUAAUUUCAGUUCACAGCAACUUCUUAAUUUCCUUAGUUUCAAAAGGGGGUUGUGAUUAGUAUGGUUUUUCUUCCAAGUAAAGUUGUAUGGUUUGGUAUGGUUUUUCUUCCAAGUGUAAGUCUUCUCUUUGAUACCAUGAAAGAGUAAUUACUUGAAAUAUUUAAUAGAAUUCUUUAUUGUGUCCUUAUUCUUUAGACUUCUUGGUUCAGCGGAAUUGACAGUUGAGAUCUGUGACAAAUCCUUGAAUAUGCAAGAGCAUGAAAGGUAAUUCAAAGCUAAAGAAAAAGAAAAUUUUAGGAACAACAGUUGCACAAUUAGCUUUACAAUGGCUUCUUUGUCUUUCAUUUUGUAGCAAUUUAGUUAGUUACUUCAAACAAGCUUUGAAAAUUGAAUGGUUCUUCUUUAGUUUUAGCAUUGACUUAUUAUUGGCUGGGAAAAAAGAUGUGAUUAUAGUGAAAAACUAGUGUAAUUGGGCAUUUAAAUGCUCUGCUGAGAGCCGAUCAGGUUAGAAGGAUUACCAGCAAUUGCAAAUUGGAUAUGAUAAAUUGAUUUAGGAGAGAAAUCUGGGUGGGAUGAAAGUUUUAGUUUUAGAGUGAAAAAUAAGUAGCCCACUUCCUUUUCCGGACCCUUCAUCAGAAUUAUUUGAUUUGUACUCUAUCUUUUUAAACAAAGCGCAUGUUAAUGACUUUAUGAUCCAAAUUAGUGACGUAAACACUUAGUAACCUUUUGGCCCCUGAGAGUGACUAGCAUCUAAUUUCUCCUUACCCUAUCACUCCUGAAUUAAGUAUUAAUGUCAAAAGAAUAAAGGAAAUAAUCACCAACUGAAGGAAAUGGUGAUUGUUAAACAAAUUCUUCUGUCAAUACCUUAGAAAAUGUAUAAAGGAAAGUAUGGAGAAUAUGCUUACUGAUGUUAGGGUGUAAAGGGUUAAAUUCAACACAACUUCUCAAUUGUUACUCUCAGACUCCCUGAGAUGGCAGAAUUUAUCAGGCGAUGUGAAGAAUUCCUGGUUGAGGAAUUCAGUCCAUUAGACUCUCAAUGGUCGAAUGAAGACUUUCUGUCUCUGAGUUCCAACGGUCUACAGAAAGGUACGUCAAUAGCAUGUUUGCUGUUUGUACAGGGGUUUAUUCAUGACAGCUCUGUCACUAAUGAGUUGCAAGAGUGCCAGAAAGAAUACCAAAGAAAGCAACAAUUUUUCAAAGGCAAACAUAACACAAGAUAGAGAAAAAACAAUUGUUAGCAAUGUAGUUAGUGAUUAAAUGCAUUGCCAAAAGUAGCCUGUGAGCAAGCUUUCAUUAUUAGCUCUUUGGCACAAGCAUUUAUUUUUGCCCACAGGAAAGCAUGAAGCCUUAAGCAACCCAAGCAGGGGAGACCCCCAGCCAACCUCUCCCUGACUUGUUUUACACCUAUGGGCGGGGGGGGGGUGGAAAAAGGUGUGUCUCUCAGGGCUAACAAUGAGGGACUGCUCUCUGGCUAUGCCAAAAGUGUAUAACAGUGUCUAAUACAGAGGAUCACCAAAAAGUUUUUGAAAUUUUGGAAUGAUUGAGGGUAGGAUUUUGGUGGGAAUGAAAACAUCUUGAAAGAAUGGUUAGAAUGGGAAAUGAUAACAUCUGUUUUUUCAUUGUUAGAUGAAAAAAAGAGAAUGACAAAUAUAGAUGGAUUUCAGACUGAAUAGAUCAUCUGAGUUUUCUGAUAUGUUUCAUUGUUGUCUGAAGCAUAGUUUAUCAACUGAUUGCUGUGAGACUAGUUAUGUCUAAUUUUCAUUGAAUUCUUUAGUUCUUUCCAGCAAUGAGUUGUGUGUAUCCUCAGAAAAUACUGUGUUCCUUGCACUGAUGAAAUGGGCAGAGGUGAAUGAAGUGUUUGAUGAUCAGCUUGAGCCCCUGUUGGAAUUGGUUCGCUUCAAAGCCAUGACCAUUAAUUACCUACAUGAUGUUGUUACCAGUGAUCACCCAAUUGCUUCUACAGUUGCUAAGUUUCAACUGAUGUUUGAAGAGGCUGUUUUUUACCAUGCAUUUUCUAAGGUAUGUGACACGAUAAACUGAAUUAUUUAUUGCCUUUAAAUAAUGAAUUACUUUUGAUCUAUCAACCAACAUUUGGAAAGCUUUCCUUAACCCUUUACACCCUAACAUCAGUAUGCAUAUUCUCCAUACUGUUCUCCAUACAUUUCCUAAGGUGCUGAUAAGGAGAAUUUGUUUAACAAUCAAGAGCUUCUUAAGUUGGGGAUCAUUUUCUUAAUUCUUGUGACUGAAAUGUGUAAUUCAGGGGUGGUAUAGUAAGGAGAAAUUAGAUGCUAAUCAUUUUAAUCGUUUUCAGGGUAUUUGUUAACCUGUUUCGUUUCAAUAUUUUAAUCGUUAGGUUAACCUGUUCGUUUCAUCUUUCAUUGUAUGUUACUAAACGCGGCUGCAAUGCGUUCAGACUUGAAAACAUAAAUGUUCUGCCAAUAUAUUUUGUCAGGAGAGACAGUGUGAGGAGGGAGAGCCUGUUGGCAGGAAAGCUCAUGAUGAUCCAGUGGUGUUUAACUGGACAGUGGACAUUGGAGAAGAUAUUGAAGUAGAGAAGAAAAAGAAGAUCAUCAAAUCACCGCAUUUCUGGGUCAGCGGAUACGAAAUGUAAGCUGUCUACCGGCUUUUGGGGAAAAUGAUGCUUUGAUUGGUAGUACAGUACCAACAAGUGGGCGGUAGAUGUUCUAGAGCGGGAGAGAAACAAAGUGUUAGGAGAAUGGAAAUAGUCUGGAAAGAACGGUUUUGAGAGCUUUCUCAGUUAUCUCCAAAUAGUAUUUAAAUUUGUUUCUAUAGUAGCUUUGCUGAGAUGUAAUUGCCUUUUCAGGUUCCUUGAACUGAAGCUGAGGACUUCCGGGUGUCAAGGCCUAUAUCUGACAAUAAGCACACGUGACUUCCGCCACAGUAGCAAAGGAUUCGUCAAACUUGCUUAUUCUCUGACAUCCAACUUUCCAAAGGCUACACGAGUAAUCAACGAAGCGGACGUGUUUGAUAGAGAAGGAUCUGGCUGGGGAUACGAAGAAUUCUUUCCUUUAAGCUGGACUGAAUUCAAAGAUCAGUUGAAAAGAACUCCUCUUAUAAUAACAUCUCAAGUCAGUCUUCUGGAAUAGUGUAGAAUUUGAUCCAAUUCAAUUUAUUUCGAUGUUGUUUCACCUUGUUCGCUUUUUCCAAUCUUCAUAUUGUGAGGCAACUAUUCUCUCUGAGUCGAACAGUGUGUUUCUGAGAAAUGUGUUUUAAAGUAUUUUGAAAAUGGGAUGAAACUGAUGCGGGAGAGUGAUAAGUCGAAAGGAAACUUCCAGAGAAGAUUUGAGAAGACCCAGAAGUAUUUUUGUUUUUUAAAGCCUUUCAUAGCUUUUGCAACACCCUUACACAUCUUGCAACCUUUGUUUCUUUGAUUUUAUAUUUAUUUAUUUAUUUAUGUAGAAUUGUUGUUUAUUUAUGGUUAUUUGUUUAUAGAUUUUUUUGGCGUCUUUGGAAGAGUCGUAGAGAUUAAGAUCAAACGAUCUGUGAUAUAUGAACCCACGAAAUGUAGAAACACAGAUUUUGUGUUGUCAUUCGAAAUGACAGUGCCACUGAUCCAGAUUUUUCGGCGAAGGAAAUGUAGAUCAUUACCAACGGUUUUCUUUGUCAGGAUUUCACGUCGAGCGACCGAGUAAAGGUGUCGUGCAAUCACGCGGCACUGAGUAUUUCGUCUUCGCGCGCUUUUUAUCCCACUAGACAUAAAAAGGAGAUAAGAACUUUUCGUACAUGCAAUGUUAAAGAAAUGAACUGUGUGGACAAUACUUUGUUAGUGAAUGUUCUUGCAUGAAGAACAUUUGACAUUGAUCCAACAGCAGAAGCAAGAUGAAGCAAAAACGAGAAACUAUAGCGCAGAAAGGAUGAGAAAAACGCAAAAGAAAUGUUAGUAUUGUUGGAAAGUUAGAGCUGAAGUUUCGCGAACGAUAGUAUAAGAAGCUUUGUGAUAAUUAUUGGGAGUCCGCACAUUCACUCCAAGAGGUCUCAACAAGAUUAUAGCGCCGCUUUGCUUUGAGCCAUUACAUAUUUGAAAAUACUGACCUGUGCAAUAAAACCUUUGAUUGUGUC